GCUGAAGUUAAGGAGCCGUAGAGCGCAGCUGCCUGGACAGCUCUAUUAUUGCUGCUAGCGCCUAGUUUCUCUUUCUUGGUUGAAAAGCGUCGCGCGCCCCCUGAGCCCGAGGGGUUGGAGAAGCGGACGCCGGGGAGAGAGAGAGAGAGAGAGACAGACAUGGGAACCGGGAGCUCUACGGAAGCGCGGAGCCCGCAGGAUGAGACCACCGCAGCGGGAGAUUCCCAGCCCGGGAGUCCUGGAGGACGGACGCCAACGGAAGCCGUGGCCGAAGCCGAGGAGCCUGAGGACUCCUCCAAGAUUUUACAUAAAAAUGGACAGAUAUCCAGCAUUAGUGAAAUUACCAAAGAGCAUGUGGAGCUCAGCCAUGAACCAGAAGUGCUGAAAGAACAGCAGGCAGUUCUUACAUUAGAAGUUGGUGAAGCAAAAGCGGCAAAUUUAAUUCUGGAAGAGGAAUCUCCUGAAAAUAUCAAGACCAGCCCACCAGAAUUAAAUGACAAGUCAAAUGAAGAUGAGACCCAGAAAGACCCAGAAGAUUCUAAUAAACAGCUGGAAUCAGAAGAAAAAGAAGAUCAGCCUAGUGUAUCUCCAUCAAAUGAUGUUGGAUUUAAAAAGGUUUUUAAAUUAGUUGGAUUCAAAUUUACAGUUAAAAAGGAUAAAACAGAGAAAGCUGAACCUGUUCAGCUAUUGGAUGUAAAGCCAGAGGUCGCAGAAGGGUCUCGUGAUGUAGCUGAAGACUAUAAACAAUUCAAGACAGAGACAGUGGCAGAAGCCACACAAAGUGAAAUCACUGCCUCUGUAGACAAGACUGAGGAAGAAACUCAAGUUGAGGAGAUGGAACGAGAAACCUCAUCUGAGAAAGUAACAGAAAGCCCUGUUGAAGCAGAAAGCAAAGAGGCAGAAAUUAAAAACAAUGGGAUUAAAUCUGCAGAGUCUCCGGUAAGCCCAUCAACUGCUGAAACUGCAUCACCUCUAAGAAAGUUUUUUACUCAGAGUUGGGCUGGGUUUAGAAAAAGGACGAGCUUCAGAAGAUCUAAAGAAGAAGUGCAAUCUGAGAAAGAAAAACAAGAACAGGAAAUGGAGAAAGAAGUGACAGAGGUAAUAAUUGUUGAAGAAGAAUUAGAAAAAGAAAAACAGACACCAGGAAAAGAUGAGUCAGAAGUUUCUUUCCAAACCAGUGAUAAAAAAAUGGAAAGUGAGAAAGAGAGAAAAGAAGAAACAAAAAUGGUCAAAGUUCCAGCAGAAACUGAUCUGAAAGAAACUGGCACUCCCACGGAGCAGCCAUCAGCAGAAGAACUGGCUGAAAAUAUAAAUAAAGACAUUUCUUUUGAAGCCAGUGAUGAAAAAAUGGAAGGCGAGAAAGAAAGGGCAGAAGAAAUAAAAAUGGUCAAAGUUCCAACAGAAACCGACCUGAAAGAAGCUGCUACUCCCAGGGAGCAACCACCAGCAGAAGAACUGGCUGAAAAUAUAAAAGAAAUGGAUAUAAUCUUGGAAGGGGAGACUGACUUGGAGUCCAAGGAAAAAUUGGAACGAGUACAAAAAAGUCGAAUGGGCAUAGAGCAAAGUGUUGUUUCAUUGCAUGAAUCAAAAACAGAACUUUUAAAUAAAGUAUUUGAAGAAGAAAUAAACCAAUUGGAUUCACUGUCUCCAGUAGCAAUAGAAAAGCCUGAGGAACCUUUUGAAAUAAUAGAACCAAGGGCUCCUCUGGCCACAGAGGUUUUUGAUGAAAAACCUAGAGAGAUAGAUAUUGGUGUUAGUGCUGUUGUGACAGAAGAAAAAACCCAAAUAACUAAAAAAGAACAACCAAUUCUUGAACAAUUAGUGGAAACAAAUGAUGACUUUCAGAAAGAACAGCCCACCGUUGAACAGUUAAAAGUCACAGAAACAGUUCUUGAAAUAGCGAAGGAACACUUCAUCCAAACCGAUCCAAGCAGUCUUGAUGCUGCAGCAGGCAAACUCCCAGAAGGCAUAAUAACAAGUGAGGCAGAAUUGCUGUCAUCUCAAGAAAAAGCCAAGAUGCAAGGCAGCCCUUUAAAGAAACUUUUUACGGGUCCUGGCUUAAAGAAAAUGUCAAGAAAGAAACGCAAAGGAAAGAAAGAAGCUAAACCAGAGGAAGCAGCAGAAGAAGCACAGCAGUUGUCUGAUACUGCAGAAAGUCCAGAUGACCCAAGGGGAGAGAGUUCUGCUUCUUCUCCUGAAGAAAUAACAGAAUCUAUAGAAAAGGCCCCGGAUGCUGCACAGAUGCCUGAAGCUGAAGAAGGGUUUCCUUUAGAUGCAGAGAAGAAAAGAGAAAGUGUUACACCUUGGGCAUCUUUUAAAAAAAUGGUGACUCCAAAGAAACGGGUUAGGAGACUUUCUGAAGGUGACAGAGAAGAAGAACUUGAUAAGACAACCGAAAGUGGACCUAAUGACGAACAGGAAGAUACUAAAGAAAAUGGUGAGGAACAAAAAAUAGAAAAAAGUGCAGAUGAGCCCAAGAAAAAAGUUGAUACUUCUGUAUCAUGGGAAGCUUUAAUCUGUGUAGGCUCAUCAAAGAGAAGAAGCCGAAAAUCUUCAUCUUCUGAUGAAGAAGCUGGACAAAGACUUGCUCAAGAUGAACAAAAAUUAGACGAGAGUGCACCAAAUAAAGAAGCAGUACAUGAUACCAUCUUUACUAACUCACAUGAAAGUGAUCAAGGACAAGGAAGUUCUUCACCAGAGCAAGCAGGAAGCCCAUCUGAAACAGAGGGAAUUUCAACAUGGGAAUCUUUUAAAAGACUAGUAACUCCAAGAAGAAAAUCGAAAACAAGGAUGGAAGAGAAAAAUGAUGAACCCACCACAGUUCCAAGUUUAGAACAUGCCACCUUAGAUGGGGAUACCGGAAAAGAAGAAUCCUGGGUUUCAUUUAAAAAAUUAAUGCCUGGUCGUAGGAAGAAAAAGUCUGAUGGAAUACCAGAGCAUGCUCCUGUUCUAGAAGCUGGAGAAGAAAUGACAGGAACAAAUGAGGAGGACUUUGAUGUCCCAGCUGUGGUUCCUUUAUCAGAGUACGAUGCUGCUGAGCAAGAGAAAUUUGAAGCUCAAAAAUCAGAGCAAGAUGAUAUGGAUAAGGAAAUUCCAAGUCAAAAUAUAGAAAAGUCAGAAAGUACAUCAGUAACUCAGCAGGUCAUUGAAGGAUUAGUUCAUGCCGUUGCUGUCUCAGUGCUAGAAGGUGAGAGAGCAAUUAUAAGUAUUGAAGAAAGAUCACCAUCUUGGAUACCAGCUGCUGUGACUGUGUCCACUGAACAUGUGAAUGAUGAUGAGGAACAGUCUGAGCAGCUUUCUGGAACUGGAAUUGUUGAAGAAACAGUAGUGGUUACUAAACUUGAGCCACAAAUGAGAAAGGAUAUUAGUGGUGAUAGUAUAAUCGGGGACCUGGAGUUAACCUCAGAAGCAGUUACAGCUAGGGAAGAAGCUUCAGUCAUUGAAGAGACAACUGAAAUAUCUUGUGCUAAAGAAACAACUGAAAUGUCUUGUGCUGAAGAGACAACUGAAAUGAUUUCGGCAGUUUCAAGGCUAACUGAGUCUCCUGAUACUACAGAAAUAGCUACACCAGUGCAAGAGAUCGAGGAAAAUGAGCAAGAUCUGGAAGAAUUAAAUAAACAAACACAGGAUAUGUUGCAAAGUGUUGCUGAAAGAAUUAAAUUGCCUGAUGAAAAGGGGAUUAGUGCGAGUCUUACAGAAGUAACCGUUCAGCCAUUGUCAGCUAAAGAAGAACCUGAGCAAAAGCUGAUGACUUCAGAAGGAAUCCCCUCUACUGAAUUUCCAAAAGAUGUUCAACAUGAAACAAUUGAGUCUCGGGUUUACAAAAUUGUGCAGAUAAUAAUCCAAAAUGCACUUGCCCAAUUUCCGCAAAGGUCCAUGGUUCUUUCAAAGCAGAACAGUGAAACUGCAAUUCUGUAUCCUGAUCCUGAUAAACAGGCAUUUUCUGAGAAAAUAAAUUCAGUGCUAGAAGAAUCAGCAAGAAGAUGUACCAGAGAAGGCGCACCUGAAUCCCCUCCAGAAAUGGAGCUGCCAAUAUCUGAAGAAGAAACUGAGGAAAAGGUGAUGAUGGCUUCAGAAAGAAUCCCCUCUACUGAAUUUCCAAAAGAGCUUCAGCCUGAAACAAUGUCUCAGGCUUACAAAAUUGUGCAGAUAAUAAUCCAGAAGGCAGUUGCUCAGUUAAAGCAGAGGAGUGAAAUUGCAGUUCUGUGUCCUGAUCUGGACACAAUGGCAUUUUCAGAGAAAAUAGAUACAAUGCUAGAAGAAUCAGCAGGAAUAGGCACCAGAGAUGCACUCCAAAUGGGUGCAUCUGGAUCUUCUCCAGAAAUGGAGCUGCCAAAAUCUUCAUCUGAUGAAGAAAUUGAGCACAAGGUAAUUACUUCAGAAGUAAUUCCCUCUACUGACUUUCCAAGAAAUGUUCAGCCUGAAACAAUAGAGUUUCAGGCUUACAAAAUUGCACAAAUAAUAAUUGAGAAUGCAGCCACUCAGUUUCAACAAGAAUCCAUGGCUCUUUUAAAGAGUGAAACUGCAGUUUUGUAUCUUGAUCAUGAUAAGGUGGCAUUUUCUGAGAAAACAGAUUCAAUACUAGAAGAAUCAGUAGGAAGAUGCACUAGUGAAGGUGUACCCCAGAUGGGUACAUCUGGAUCCCCUUCAGAAAUGGAGCUGCCACCAUCUUCAUUGGAAGAAGAAACUGAGGAAAAGGUAAUAACUUCAGAAAGAAUCUCCUCUACUGACUUUCCAAGAGAUGUUCAGCCUGAAACAAUAGAGCUUCAGGCUUUCAAAAUUGCACAGAUAAUAAUCCAGAAUGCAGUUGCUCAAUUUCAACAAGAGUCCAUGGUUCUUUCAAAGCAGAAGAGUGAAACUGCAGAUCUGUAUCCUGAUCCUGAUGAAGUGGCAUUUUCAGAGAAAAUAGACUCAAUGCUAGAAGAAUCACCAGGGAAAUGGACCAGGGAAGGUAUAAUCCAGACACAAUCCCCUCCAGAAAUGGAGUUGCCAACAUCUUCACCUGUUGAAGAAACUGAGCAAAAAGUGAUAACUUCAGAAGGAAUCUCCUCUACUGAAUUUCCAAAAGAUGCUCAGCCUGAAAUAAUUGAAUCUCAGAGUUUAAAAAGUGCACAGGAAGAGAGUACAGUUGUUCAAUUUCAACAAGAGCCAAUGGCUCUUUCAAAGGAGAAGAGUGAAACUGCGGUUCUGUAUCCUGAUGGAGUGGCAUUUUCAGAAAAAAUAGAUUCAGUGCUAGAAGAAUCACCAGAGAAAUGCACCAGAGAUACUGCUCUCCAGAUGAGUACAUCUGGAUCGCCUCCAGAAAUUGAGCUGCCAAAAUCUUCAUCAAAAGAAGAAAUUGAGGAAAAGGUGGUGAUGACUUCAGAAGGAAUACCCUCUGCUGAAUUUCCAGAAGAAUCAGCAGGAAGAUGCACCACAGAAGGUGCAUUCGAGACGGGUACAUAUGGAUCCCCUCCAGAAAUGGAUCUGCCAACAUCUUCAGCUCAGGAAGAAGCUGAGCAAAGGGUGAUGACUUCAGAAGGAGUCUCAACAUCUACUGACUUUCCAAAAGUUGUUCUGCCUGAAACCACAGAGUCUCAGGCUUACAAAAUUGUGCAGAUAAUAAUCCAGUAUGCAGUUGCCCAAUUUCAACAUGACUCCAUGGCUCUUUCAAAACAGAAAAGAGAAACUGCCAUUCUGUAUCCUGAUCCUGAUAAAGUGGCAUUUUCAGAGAAAAUAGGUUCAGGGCUAGAAGAAUCAGCAGGAAGACACACCAGGGAAGAUGUACUCCAGAUAGGUUCAUCUAGUUUACAAACAAAAAUGGAGUUGCCAAUAUCUUCAGCUGAUAAAGAAACUGAGGAAAAUGUGAUGAUUUCAGAAGGAAUCCCCUCUACUGAAUUUCCAGAAGAGGUUCAACCUGAAACCACAGAGUCUCAGGCUUAUAAAAUUGCACAGAAAAUAAUCCAGAAUGCAGUUGCUCAAGUUCAACAAGAGUCCAUGGCUCUUUCAAAGCAGAAGAGUGAAAUUGCAGUUCUAUAUCCUGAUCAUGAUGCAGGGACGUUUUCAGAGAAAAUAGAUUCAGCGCUAGAAGAAUCAUCAGGGAAAUGCACCAGGGAAGAUGCACUCCAGACAAAUGUACCCGGAUCCCCUCCAGAAAUGGAAUUGCCAAUAUCUUCAGCUGAUGAAGAAACUGAGGAAAAAGUGAUGAUGGCUUCAGAAAGAAUCCCCUAUACCGAAUUUCCAAAAAGUGUUCAGUCUGAAGCAAUAGAAUCCCAGGCUUACAAAAUUGUGCAGAUAAUAAUCCAGAAGGCAGUUGCUCAAUUUCAACAAGAGUCCAUGGCUAUCUCAAAGCAGAAGAGUGUAGUUAUAUACCCUGAUCCUGAUCCAGUGGCAUUUUCAGAAAAAAUAGAGUCAAUGCUAAAAGAAGCAUCAGGAAGAUGCACCAGAGAAAGUGUGCUCCAAACAAGUAACUCUGGAUCCCCUUCAGAAAUGGAGGUGCUAACAUCUUCAGCUGAUAAAGAAACUGAGGAAGAGGUGAUGACUUCAAAAAGAAUUCCCUUUACUGAAUUUCAGAAAGAUGUUCUGCCUGAAACAAUAGAAUCUCGGGCUUAUAAACUUGUGCAGAUAAUAAUCCAGAAUGCAAUUGCUCAGUUUAAACAAGAGUCCAGGACUCUUUCAAAGCAGAAAAGUGAAGCUGCAGUUCUGUAUCCUGAUGCAGAUAAAAUGGCAUUUCCAGAGAAAAUAGAUUUAGUUCUAGAAGAAUCAGCAGGGAAAUGUACCAGAGAAGGUCCACUCCAGACAGAUGCAUCUGGAUCUGCUCCAGAAAUGGAGCUGCCAAAAUUUUCAUCAGAAGAAACUGAGGAAAAGGUGAUGCUUUCAGAAAGCAUCCCCUCUACUGAAUUUCCAGCAGAAACAGAAGGAAGAUGCACAACAGAGAUAGGUGCAUCUGGAUCCCCUCCAGAAAUGGAGCUGCCAAAAUCUUUAUCUGAAGAAGAAACUGAGGAAAAGUCGAUGAUUUCAGAAUGCAUCUCCUCUACUGAAUUUUCAGAAGAAUCAGCAGGAAGAUGUACCAGAGAAGAUGCAUUCCAGACAUGUGCAUCUGGAUCUCCUCCAGAAAUGGAGCUGCCAAAAUAUUCCUCCGAAGAAGAAACUGAGGGAAAAGUGAUGAUUUCAGAAUGCAUCUCCUCUACUGAAUUUCCAGAAGAAUCAGAAGGAAGAUGCACCAGAGAAUGUGCAUUCCAGAUGGGUACAUCUGGAUCUCCUCCAGAAAUGGAGCUGCCAACAUCUUCAUCAGAAGUGGAAACUGAGGAAAAGGUGGUGAUGACUUCAGAAGGAAUACCCUGUACUGAAUUUUCAGAAGAAUCGGCAGAAAAAUGCACCAGAGAAGGUGCAUUCCAGAUGAGUACAUCUGGAUCCCCUCCAGAAAUGGAGAUGCCAAAAUCUUCAUCAGAAGUAGAAACUGAGGAAAAGGUGAUGAUGACUUCAGAAGAAAUACCCUCUUGUGAAUUUGCAGAAGAAUUAGCAGAAAGAUGCACCAGAGAACAUUCACAAACAAGUACAUCUCAAUCACCUCCAGAAAUGGAGCUUCUAACAUCUUCAUCUCAGGAAGAAGCUGAGCAAAAGGUGAUGACUUCAGAAGGAGUCCUGACCUCUACUGAAUUUCCAAAAUAUGUUCAAACUGAAACAAUAGAGUCUCAGAGUUACAAAAUUGUGCAGAAAAUUAGUGCAGUUGCUCAAUUUCAACAAUCAGAAGAGGCUAUUUCUCCUUUAAAGCAGAAGAGUGAACUGUGUCUAAUGGAUUUAAAUGAAUGUGGAAUUCAGGAAGUUUUACAAGUUGAUCACCAAGUUUCUCUGGCAGAAGAGAAAAAUCAUGAAAUUCAGCCAGCAACUGUAAAUGCAGAGACAGAAGACGCCAUUGAAGUAGCAAAAGAAAUGCCUUCAUAUUCUAUAGUUUCUGAAGAUAGAGAAAACUGGAAUUCCAGAAAGACAGACGCUGAUCUUGAAACUGUGAAAGAGAUUUUAAAUGAAACAGAAAGUAAGAAAUACGAUUCAAAGCCUCAAUUAAAAGCGGAUGUAGUUGUUUCAACAGAGACUCAAAACAUCAUGCUAGGAAAUAUUGUCUCAGCAGAUCAUCCAGUAGGAUCUCUUGAAACAGAACAAUCAACAAUAAAAGAUUUAGAAGUUGGGCUUAUAGAUGAAAACCAAGAAAAGUUAAUAGAACAUCAGUCUCAGAGGAAGAGAAAAGAAGAUUACAGUCAAUCAACAGAAUUUCCUGAGAUGCCUAAAGAGGAAGACCCCAUAUCUGAUGACAGUCCUCAACUUCAGACAAAACUCAGAAAAUUCUGAGGUUUUAUUUCUGUUGAAGACUGCUUCUUACAUUUGGAGGGACCAGUAGCCAAAGAAGGUAGCAGAAAAGGAUGGAUUCUGCUUAAACUGGCUGAAGACCAAUGAUUUAGCUGUGAGAACAUGUCCGUGCUUUCAGAUGUUUUUCUGAGGAAGUCAUCUGACAAUCCUGAGUUACCAUCAGGAGCUUGAGCCACCUCCUUUAGUUUUGAUUGUGAAUACUUUCACAAUAUUCUUUUAUCUUUAUUUUUGUUGUUGAUAAGGAGGUUGUGGUGGGAUGUUGAAUGGGGGCAAGAAGUAUUUCUGUUGAAAUGAUGUCAGUCUCUUAAUCUGGAAAGGAAGUUGGCAUCUUUUGAGAUUCCCUUUCUACCAAUGUUUCUCAAACUGGAUUUUAAUUUUUGUUUAUUUAUGUUUCCUCUUCUUUCUAUGUAAAAGAUUGAAAGACAAUUAUUUCACUUGUUUGGCCAAGAGGUAGUAUGAACGACCUAUCACUAACCGUAGAUGUCUCCAACCAACUUAACAUUGGUUUCCCAUUUGCUUGGAGGAAUGUGAGAAUAAAUGUUUUAUGAUGUAUUUGCUAUAGAUUUCAGGUUAUUGCCAAACAAUACAACUUCUCUUGAUCUGUUAGUAAAUUGUAAAUCUAAUUCAUACUUCAUGAACAGUGAGAUACACUGUGAUUUCUUUAAAAUAAUUUAAGGAUUUGGCUUACAUUUGUAUUUGCAUUCAUAUUCAAAAUAAAUGCAUUAUAAGAAGAUUUAGGAUGCCUGGAAUAAAUAAAUUCAAUUUUGUUCAGUUUAUAAUAUGAGGUCAUAAUAAGUUGUACGCACAAAAUGGGCAGGCUUCAAAUGCUCAGUAACUGAAUAAUCAUUAAAAUAUUCUUUCAGAAUUUGAUCUUCUAGUCACCAAGCUGUAUAGCUAGUCAAAUUAAAUUGUAUUUUAUAGUCUUCAUAUCUAUCUAAAUGAGCUUUUUCCAAGGCCCAUCAGGUUUAUUGUCCUACCUGUAUUAUAUUUCAUUUGAAAUGUAUCCAGGAACCUAUAAAUACAUACCGUUAAGAGCUGCACAAUGUGGAAUAAAACAGAAAGAUCAUUGAUAUGACUGCACCAUCUAGUGGUCACUAUACACAUUUUAUAACUUAGGAUAACUUUUGGCUAAUAAUACUACUUUUCAGCUAAAAUAUUGAACGGCAAGUGUUUCAUACAGUUAAUUCUACAUUAUAUCUAGAAUAGCUUGGCUAUAAAAGGCAAAUAUGACAAUAAUAUGCAAUCCUGUACAUGCAUUAUGGACAUUGCAUUGGGCUGUUUUGUGCAAGUUAAUAGUGAAAGAUGUUACUCCUUUUGUAUAAAAAAAAAUCCACUUAGACUAUGGUGAGAAGGUAUCUUUGAUUUUUUUAAAAGAAAAGUCGUAUACUGGAUUUGUCGAUAUCAAGAUAUAAGCAAUUUCUUUUUAAAUUAUAAAUGGCUGUUUAUUUUAGCAUAUGUUUAAUUCAAUCAUUCUGUUUCAGUGAUUAUCUUCAUUGAUACGAAACCCAGUAGAAUCCAGGUACCCAAAGAUCAGUCAGUCAUUUUGGUAUAAGGAAAUAUUUUGCACUUUUUUCAGUUUUAAAUGCAUCAGUGAGGGAAGACACAAGAUAUAAUAAACCCUGUCUCCUCAUCAGAAACUAUUAAGUGGUGCCAAAGGGAAGAAGAGGCCAUACAAGCAAUGAGUAGUUUCUUCC
This is a messenger RNA of Pseudonaja textilis, 10037 nucleotides long. The record is from RefSeq and is a predicted model, not a curated record. Lineage: Eukaryota; Metazoa; Chordata; Lepidosauria; Squamata; Elapidae.